Molecule: messenger RNA, 3954 nt
Organism: Anas platyrhynchos (mallard)
Lineage: Eukaryota; Metazoa; Chordata; Aves; Anseriformes; Anatidae
Source: RefSeq, a predicted model, not a curated record
CGGUGGGCGGGAGCAGGGGCCGUGGACACGGCUCGGGGGAGGGCGCUCGGCCCCGCCCCGCCCCGCCCCGCGGAUGUGGCGCCGGCAGCCGGCGCAAGUUCUUAAAAGAUGAAGGAAAGCUGGUCUUCCGUGGAUACUCUUGAGACAAACUUCAGGCCUCUGGUAGUAAUUGAGCUUGCAAAAGGCACCAAAGAGGAAACCAUAGAAUGGUUCACUAAAAGAAUAGUGGACAAAAAGGCAAAUGGAGGCGCACAACUUCUGAUUAAACCAUUGGUCACAGAAAAUGGAAAUGAAAAUAUUUAUCUGGUUGGAGCUUCCCACUUAAGGCUCUUGCUGGGAGCUGAAAAUGUGGGACUGGUGAAGGAAUGUAAUGAUAACUCGAUGAGAGCUUUUACAUACAGCAGUAGAAAAACUUUCAAAGAUUUUGCAGAUGACAAUCAGAAUUUCCUUACAAUGUCAGAAUGUCAGUAUAUCAUUAAACAUGAACUUGAAAAUUUGAGAGCUAAAGAUGAAAAAAUGAUCCCUGGAUAUCCCCAGGCAAAGCUGUAUCCAGGAAAAUCAAUUGUGAGAAGAUUGUUGACCAAUGGUAUUCUAGUUCAGAUUUUCCCGCUGCAUGACAGAGAAGAGUUGAAAAAGCUUCGGCAUACGUGGUAUGGACAAGUCAAAAUUGGCUAUCAACCUCUAGAUGAGAUACGCUGCUACUUUGGUGAGACCAUUGCACUCUACUUCGGCUUCUUAGAGUACUUCACGUUUGCGUUGAUUCCCAUGGCUGUCAUUGGGAUCCCUUACUACGUGUUUGCGUGGGAAGACUAUGACAAAUACGUGAUGUUUGCCACAUUCAAUCUGCUCUGGUCCACUGUGAUCCUGGAAGUUUGGAAACGGAUUUGUGCUGUGAUGACAUACCGCUGGGGGACCCUGUUGAUGAAACGACAGUUUGAAGAGCCAAGACCAGGUUUCCACGGUGUUCUGGGUAUCAAUCCUGUCACUGGGCGAGAGGAACCAGUGUACUCAAGUAUUAAGAGACAGUUACGGAUUUAUCUCGUGUCCGUACCAUUUGUGUGCCUUUGCCUCUACUUCUCACUAUACGUGAUGAUGAUUUACUUUGACUUAGAACAGUGGGCUCUGGAUUAUCAUGAGGAGAAUAAGUCCCACUUUAGCAGCCUGAUGCUGUAUGUGCCCAGUAUCAUAUACGCUGUCGUGAUUGAAAUUAUGAACCGUAUCUAUCGGUAUGCUGCUGAAUUCUUAACAUCAUGGGAAAAUCACAGGCUGGAGUCUUCGUAUCAGAAUCACUUAAUCCUGAAGGUUCUAGUGUUCAACUUCUUAAAUUGUUUUGCAUCUCUCUUCUACAUUGCUUUUGUGCUGUUUGAUAUGAAACUUUUGAGACAGAGCUUGGCCACUUUGCUGAUAACUUCGCAGAUACUUAACCAGUUUGCAGAAUCUCUGCUUCCUUACUGGCUCCAAAAGAGACACAUGAAGAAGAUGAAGGAACGCAUGCAUUCUCUGAAGAUGGAUACAGACCUGUCAUUAGUCGAACAAGUCAACUCGGAAAAAGAAAUGGGCACCUAUUUGGGUACUUUUGAUGAUUACUUGGAGUUGUUUUUACAGUUUGGCUAUGUGAGUCUCUUCUCAUGUGUUUAUCCACUGGCAGCUGUCUUUGCAGUGUUAAACAACAUCACAGAGAUAUAUUCUGAUGCCUUAAAAAUGUGCAGAGUUUACAAGCGCCCAUUUGCAGAACCCACAGCAAAUAUUGGUGUUUGGCAGUUGGCUUUUGAAACCAUGAGUGUAAUAUCGGUAGUUACUAAUUGCAUACUGAUUGGAAUGUCUCCACAAGUGAAUGCCCUUUUCCCAGACUCAAAAAUGGACCUCAUUCUGACUGUGGCAUUGGUAGAGCACUUGCUGCUAGCAAUAAAGUUUGUCAUGGCAUUUGUAAUUCCCGAUAAACCAAGAGAUAUCCAGAUUAAACUGGCCAAGUUGGAAUUUGAAUCUCUAGAGGCUCUCAAACAACAGAUAAUAGCAGAGAUCCCGCAAGAAGAAAGCUUGUCUUUGAAGAGAAAUACAAGAAUGAAAAUGCUGCUGGAAAUGAUAUGGGCAGGACAAGAAGCAAAUGAAACUUGCGGCUGAGUCACUGAAGGAGUAAACACGAAGAAACGAAGAUGACUGCAGCAGUCACAUGGACGUGUGGGCACGUCGCGAGCAUUUGUUUGUGAUGAUCACAGUGUGCACUCUACCAUAUAUUCAGUAGGUGGCACCUGCUUGUGUGAUACGCGGUAAAUAUUCGCUGCUUGAUGCUGUAAAAAAAGGUAAUUUAUCCUAUUCUCCUUGUUCCUUACGUACAAGGGUUUGUGAAGCUAACACUAAAUAAAGCACUCCAGCUUAUGCAAGGUCUGGCUGAAACCUGCCAGACUCACCAUACUUGAAGUGAUUGAAAACAGAUCUGGUAAAUAAGCAUCCAAAAGCGAACUAGAGUUUUCAACUGUAACUUUGCAAAAGAAAACAGAAAUAUAAAGGUAGGCUGGUACUGUCCCUUGGGCUUACUGCCCCUUUCCUUCCUCUAUUAUGAUAGCUAAACCUCUCCUUUUUUCAAAGACUGCUUAUUAGCUAUUUUUUGCACAUAGCAAAUUAAUUUAAAUGUUUUAUACACUACAUAAUGAAAUACAUGAUUAUUCCUUAUAGGACCUGAGAAAUAUUAGAACAUAAAUAUUAUAAGGUAUGCUUUAUACACUCCUGCGUGCUCGUUACCUAAGUAAACCUGACUUAAAGUCUUCUCAAAAGCUGGGUAAAAAGCAUUCAGUAGGAUACAGAUUGCUGAUCAGUGAUUUAUGAAGAUGAAGUGGCAGAUAAUUGUGUAUUUAUUUAUUAAUUCACGUUAGCUUUUGGUGUCACUACCUUGGGCCUUGAACUAUGGCAUUGUAUUAAUGGGUCUUCUGGUUAAAUGAACUAACAGAGCAAUUAAACUUGAUACACUAGUACUCAUGUAUGUAGUGAAUAGCUCUUUUUUUUUCCCUUGUGUUCCACAAAAAAAGGUAAUUUUCCUAAUAUUUCAUUGUUUUCUGGCAGUAAUAGGACCAAAAUCCCCCCAGCCUCUGACAGUUUAUGUUCUCCAGCUGUGACCUUCAUCUGUGGUAGAUGUAACUUAACUUUAUAUGAUACUUGCUGGAAUGGUGUGUGGAAAAAUCUGUCAUUACAAUUAAGGUAUUUGCCUGCUUGGCACAUUUCAGAUUUCUGCCACAGGGCCCCCACAGAAGAACAAUACAACUAAGCCAAAAUAAUGUAUUUUGUCUGGAGUUUGGAAUUAGCAUUUAUCAAAAUCUGUAAGUGUGACCCAGUAAGAAAUGGCUCGAUUCCCUUGGGAAGAGGAGCAGAAACAGUGCUACAGCUGCUGUCUCCCUGUACUUGCUUCUCCUACCAUGCAGCCCCCACGCUGCUGCUAUUUCAGGGCGAGCUCUGGGGCUGCUGCUCUUUCACAGCCUGUGCCUGAAGCUGUAGCAGGGCUGUGGCAGCACACAGGGAAGCUCUGUCCUGGGCAGCCAGCAGGGAUCUCUGAGGGGUGCACAGCUCCCCAUAGCACUGUAGAGAUCCCCAAAAAGAUGUAUUUUGAGGAGGGGAUGAGCAUAUUCUCUGGGAAAGCUCCAUGGCUUUGCAGUUUGUUGCCCACUUUAAUCUCAAGGAGCUCACAUUUGUUAAAGUUAUACUCUCGCUGCCUAGUCGGUGUGUUUGAGCAUGUUCAGGAGAAGAAUAUGUGGGAUGGGUUCCUGUUGGAAUAUAUCCUGGUGGGCUUGUGGCAGCUGUUUUGAUGGGAUUCUGCUAGGACUGCAUAAUUUCUGUUAAUUUGUGCUGGUUUAGGAGUGUGAAGUGGGCACGUUUUUGCUGGUAGCGACUAUAUCAGGUAUCAGGAAUAACUUUCCAAGAUGGGUUGGAAAAGGAAUCAAGCCGUGUCUCAACUGUAAUCACGUG